Molecule: messenger RNA, 2414 nt
Organism: Carcharodon carcharias (great white shark)
Lineage: Eukaryota; Metazoa; Chordata; Chondrichthyes; Lamniformes; Lamnidae
Product: guanine nucleotide-binding protein G(I)/G(S)/G(O) subunit gamma-2
Exons: 5
Coding region: 380-595 (71 amino acids)
Biological process (GO): G protein-coupled receptor signaling pathway
Cellular component (GO): heterotrimeric G-protein complex
Molecular function (GO): G-protein beta-subunit binding
Source: RefSeq, a predicted model, not a curated record
AGUGGGAGAUCUGCUGCUUCCUGUAGACAGAAUGAUGAUUGAAGACAAAGCUGGGUGUGGACUCGUCUCUCAGGGCUGCUGCUUACACAGCUGGUAAGCUUGGAUUCUCCUGCAUAUUUAACCUAUUUUAAGAAGAGAAGAGUGAAUAUCUGCUUUCAGUUUACUGUACAAGCCUAUUUCAGAUGGAAUACAAACUAUCAUUUAAGAAGAUAUUGUGCAGGAUGGACAUGACCUGGUUGCUGAUGUUGAAGAAAUAUGGCAGUCAUGACUGACGUUUAUUGAACUAGCUGCUGGAAGAAGAGGAAACUAAAAAGGGAUCAUAAAGAAACCGAAGCCCUCAGAGAGGACAUAACGCCCACAGUGCACACUUAGAUAUCAAAUGGCUAGCAACAACACAGCAGGCAUAGCACAAGCCAGAAAGAUGGUGGAACAGCUGAAAAUGGAAGCCAACAUUGACAGAAUAAAGGUGUCCAAAGCAGCAGCAGAUUUGAUGGCUUACUGCGAAGCUCAUGCUAAAGAAGAUCCUUUACUGACACCGGUUCCUGCAUCAGAAAAUCCCUUCAGAGAGAAGAAGUUCUUUUGUGCCAUCCUGUAAAGCCCCACCCAGCCUGAAAGUCAGGCUGUUCUGAACAAUGAUGUUGAAUUUUACCAAUGUGGACACAUUCCUGUCUGCAGAAUUUUUAGCAAAGCCUGGAAGCUACAGGGAUGUGCAUGUUUAAAGAAUCUUGUCAGCUUAUUGGGAAUGGAAGCAGAAGAACCACCUUGUGAAAAUAGAGAUUCUAAAACCGCUUAGAAUGAAACAGUGUAGAGAUGUGUAACAUUUUUGCUCUUGCAAGGACCGUAAAUUAUGUUUGAUAGUUUGAUGUCUAAAGUAUGACAGUUAUUCCAAGAAAGGUAAAUACUGAGGAAAAUGUAUAAUUUUAUUGGAAUGAUAAUUGUUGUUCUUCAAUAUAAUUUUAAUUUAAGUUAAACAGACAAGUAUACAAUUAAGAUAGAUUACUGUGGUGUUGUACCUUAACAUUUGGUUAUGUGCUUUUUUGCAUUAGAGUAGCACAAUGAUAUGCUGGACUUUGCUUUAAGAGCUGAUUUUCAAGGAAGAGAAAUGUUACUAACAAGCAUUUGGCAAAUGGAAUGUCAUUUGCGAAACAUAAAAGCUGGCAGCUUGUGUAUUUUCUUAAACUCUUCUUAGUGCUUCUCCAACAUUUGUGGAUAGUUGCUUACGAUUUCUGCUAGUACAAGUAACACGUGCUAUUUAGUGAUCCUAAUAUUUGUGAUAGCAACAAAAGAAUUGCAUGGAAAUGUUCCAGCCAUUCCCCUUUUAAUUGAUUUAGUUUAGUUGAUCUGAAAUGAUGCAAUGUAAAUAUACAGAACACAAGAUUUUAAUUUCAAGUUCUAACUGCUAAUGAAGCACAGCCUAUUUCUUAACAGCCCUAUUCUCUCACUAAUGCUUGUGAACACUAUAAGAAAUAUGUCGUUAAAUCAUUUAUAUAAACAGUUUAUACCAAAUUAAAUAUUGUAAAAUAACACGUUUUACUGGAAGUAAAACUUGCAUGCAAACAAUAGUACAUAGACAUACAUGUUAAUGUUUGAAAAGCAAGACUAAUAGUCAAUAAGUAGCUUUGUAUACAAAGAACUGAAAAGAAAAACAGACCAAUGGUUUACAAAAUUCUUCUUGGUUCAUCAAUUUAACAAAAUAAAACAGUUUUAGAAGCCAAAAGAAUCAAUCCCUUGAUGCAAUCUUUCUGUGUAUCUUUUUUUACCCAACUGAAACAGCAGGAAAGGCUGUUGGACAGUGUAAUAUGCAGAUGAACAAACAGGUCUCAACUUUUGUGAAUAAUCGGAUAAUUUUACCUCAGACUGUUUCACCGCCUUUUAACAAACCUUUUUGAUAUUUUCAAAGUGUAUUUUUACUCAAUUGCUAAUUUUCUUAGAUCUGCAUGUACCAACAUCUGCCAUUACACUGCCAAACAAGCCCUCUGCCUCAUUUCCAAUUCAAUACAAAAGAGUGAUAUAUCAUAGUAUUAGACCCACAUCUGCACAGAAAAGUAGGAGUCAUCAUCAAACAAACCGAUACAUUAACCAAAAUAGCUACAUUGAAAACAUUACAAAAUGAGGAAGACUGACAUGUAUGACUAUGGCUUGUUGAGUCUAAUUUUUCUGCAAACUUGUGUUCAUGGCAGCAGUGAGUUGUAGUGCCUAUUUGAGUCACCAGGAAUGCUAUAUAUGACAGUAAGAAUAAAAGGGAUGUGUGAAUUUUCUUAAACUGAGUACAUUGUAAAAAUGUGUAUUGUAUUUCUGGUUGUAUACCCUUGUUAGCUUUGUAUCGGGAAACUUGAACAAAGUAUGAUGUAUUGCACAUUUUCAUGCCAUGUGAACAAUGUAUCAGUUUUAAAUAAAAUCUUCAGAACAUUUCA